Penicillium angulare is the source of this 1005-nucleotide messenger RNA. RefSeq names its product methylenetetrahydrofolate dehydrogenase (NAD(+)). Gene Ontology annotation, molecular function: methylenetetrahydrofolate dehydrogenase (NADP+) activity; methylenetetrahydrofolate dehydrogenase (NAD+) activity. Gene Ontology annotation, biological process: purine nucleobase biosynthetic process. The coding region runs from base 1 to 1005 and encodes 334 amino acids. Gene Ontology annotation, cellular component: cytosol. The transcript has 4 exons. Lineage: Eukaryota; Fungi; Ascomycota; Eurotiomycetes; Eurotiales; Aspergillaceae. The record is from RefSeq and is a predicted model, not a curated record.
AUGUCGGCCCCUAAGGAUGCAGCUCCCGCCUCUUGCAAGGUUAUGCUGUCGAAGCAUGUCGCCAAUCGCCUGAGUCAAGAGGUCCAAGAAGGCGUCAAGACUCUUGAGAAGCCGCCGCACCUGGUCGGUUUCCUGGCAAACGAUGACCCUGCAGCAUUGAUGUAUGCGCAGAUGACACAAAAGACUUGUGAAGAAAAUGGUUUCAAGUACUCCCUCCGCUCAGUCGGCCGCGACGAUAUCGAAGAAGCCAUCCUCUCCGCCAACACCGACUCCGAAGUCGACGGUAUCAUCGUCUACUACCCCAUUUUCAAUAACCGCCAGGACCAAUACCUGCAACAGAUCGUUGAUGUUGGAAAGGAUGUUGAGGGUCUGAGCCACCGCUACAUCUUCAACAUGUACCAGAACAUCCGCUUCCUCGACCCAGAAACCAAGCGCCAGAAGUGUAUUCUGCCCUGCACACCGCUGGCUAACAUUAAGAUUCUCGAGUACCUGAACAUUUACAACACCGUUCUCCCACACGGAAACAGACUCUUCGGACACACCAUUUGUGUUGUGAACCGCUCAGAGGUCGUCGGACGCCCACUUGCGGCACUUUUGGCUAAUGAUGGAGCCUGUGUGUACAGUGUUGAUAUCACUGGUAUUCAAAAGUUCACUCGUGGUGAGGGUCUCAAAAAGCAUAGACAUGAGGUUGAGGUGUUGAAGGACGUGGAACUCAAGGAUGUCGUGCCGCUGUGUGACGUUGUCAUCUCUGGUGUGCCAGGUGACAAGUACAAGUUUGAUACUAGCUUGCUUCGCGAGGGUGCAGUCUGUGUCAACUUCUCUAGUGAGAAGAACUUCGGACCCGAGGUCAAGGAGAAGGCCUCUAUCUUCGUUCCCUCUAUUGGCAAGGUGACCAUUGUCGUCCUGCUGCGCAACCUUCUGAGACUCAUUCAGAACCGCCGGGUGGAUGACAUCAAGCCUGCUGCUGCUACUGAGCGUCCUGGAACUCUGGAGGCCUCUUCCUAG